UCAAAAUAAAAUAGUAAAGCGUGUACGGUGGCGCGAAGAUUUAGUUAUUUCCAAAAUAGAAGUGAAGAACAUAGGCUCCCCACCCGCCGCUGCCUCGCUCUCUCUCUAUAUGUUUCUUUUUAUUUGAUUUGAUUCUUUCUCAGGCAUUUUAGUUCCUAAUGGAUUUCCAUUUCAACCAACGCCGAUGCGAUAUUUCACCGAUUUGAACACCAUUAGUUCAGGGCCGCGAUGUCAGUCUCCCAAACGCUCGGUGGUCCGUCGAGAUGUGGCCGCGUUUUGGGACCAUCUCUCGACAAGAUCAUCAAAAAUGCCGCUUGGCGAAAACACUCUCACAUCGUUUCUUCGUGUAAAUCCACUCUCGAGAAGCUUGACACUCUCUCCGACACCGGAUUAUCCGAUCCGAAGUCUCAUGUACUCGGAAUUUCCUCGUCCGACGCUGAUUUUGUCCUCGCCCCUAUCCUCCUCGCCCUCGACUCGAAUUACAUCAAAGUCGCCGAGCCGGCACUCGAAUGUAUAUUCAAAUUGUUCUUCUCUCUCGGCAUCGUUCGCGGCGAGAUCGAUAGCAAGGCCUCCAAUCCGAUCCUGUACAAAAUUGUCGAAAGCGUUUGCAAACUGGGUGGCAUUGGUGAUGAAUCGGUCGAGCUUCCUGUGCUACGUGUUUUACUCUCCGCCGUUCGAUGCCCUUGCGUUUUGAUACGUGGCAAUUGCUUGAUUCACGUCGUUAGAACUUGUUAUAACGUAUAUUUAGGUAGUUUAACCGGAACCAAUCAGGUAUGUGCUAAGUCAAUUUUAGCUCAGAUUAUGCUUAUUGUAUUCUCCCGAGCGGAAGAAGAUUCCAUGGACAUUUCAAUCAAAACAGUGUCGGUUAAUGAACUUGUAGAGUUCACUGAUAAGAAUUUGAAUGAAGGAAGCUCAAUUUAUAACUGUCAGAGUUUUAUUAGCGAUGUUAUGAAUGCUAGCGAAGGGGUUCCAGAUUUGAAGCUUUCUCAGCCGAUUAUGGUUCGGGAGUUGCAAAAUGGAGAGAUUAAGUGGUCGAAAGGGGAGCAAAAUGAGGAGGUUGAGGAGGAAGAGAUGAAGGAAGGGACGGAAUCAGGUUCUGGUGUGGUUAGUAGUAAAAUUAGGGAGGAUGGGUUUCAUGUUUUUAGGAAUUUGUGUAAGUUGUCCAUGAAGAUUUCCACAGUGGAGAAUACGGACGAUCAGGUCCUUUUGAGAGGGAAAACAUUGUCUUUGGAACUCCUCAAGGUUAUAAUGGACAAUGGGGGUCCAAUUUGGCGCACAAAUGAGAGGUUUCUUAACGCUAUUAAGCAGUAUCUCUGCAUAUCGUUGUUAAAAAACACUGCAUUGUCAGUAAUGUCAGUUUUCCAGCUUCAGUGUUCUAUUUUUAUGAGCUUGUUAAAAAAAUUUAGAUCAGGUUUGAAAGCUGAAAUUGGAAUAUUCUUUCCUAUGCUUAUCCUUCGUGUUCUAGAGAAUAUACUCCAGCCAAGUUUUCUACAGAAAAUGACUGUCCUCAAUUUGUUGGAAAAGAUUGCUGGGGAUUCACAGAUUAUCAUUGAUAUAUUUGUGAACUAUGAUUGUGACGUGGAUUCACCGAACAUAUUUGAAAGGAUUGUCAAUGGCCUCCUGAAAACUUCUCUAGGGCCGCCGCCUGGUUCAACCACAACUUUGUCUACUGUCCAGGAUUUUUCUCUCCGGAAUGAAUCAGUGCUGUGCUUGGUUGGCAUCAUUAAAGCAAUGGGAGCAUGGAUGGACCAACAGCUAAAGAUAGGUGAUUCUGACUUGCCCAAGAGCUUUGAGAGUGAUUCUGCAGUAGAGAGACAAUCAACCUCGUUUUCAGAAGAUGGUGUUCUCCCUGAUUGUGAGUUUAACCCAGAAAUGAGUUAUGAAUUGUCACAUGCUGCUACGCUUGAGCAGUGCCGGGCUUACAAGAUUGAGCUCCAGAAAGGUGUCUCAUUAUUUAACAGGAAGCCAUCCAAAGGAAUCGAGUUUCUUAUAAAAACCAAAAAAGUUGGCAACUCUCCAGAGGAAGUGGCUUCUUUUCUGAAGAAUAACACUACCGGGCUUAGUGAAACUGUAAUCGGUGAUUAUUUGGGUGAAAGGGAGGAAUUUGCUUUGAGAGUCAUGCAUGCUUAUGUGGAUUCAUUUAAUUUCAAAUCUAUGGAUUUUGGUGAAGCGAUAAGGUUCUUCCUGCGUGGCUUCAGGUUACCUGGAGAGGCACAGAAAAUUGACCGCAUCAUGGAGAAGUUUGCUGAGCGCUAUUGCAAAUGCAAUCCAAACUCAUUUACGAGUGCAGAUACUGCCUAUGUACUGGCAUACUCUGUCAUAAUGCUCAACACUGACGCCCAUAAUAACAUGGUCAAAGAUAAGAUGACCAAGUCUGAUUUCAUUCGAAACAACCGAGGAAUAGAUGAUGGCAAGGAUUUACCUGAGGAAUAUCUGGGAGCUCUCUAUGAUCAGAUUGUGAAAAAUGAAAUUAAGAUGAAUGCUGAUUCUUCUGCUCCUCAUAGCAAGCAGGCAAACAGCUUAAAUAAGUUAUUGGGUUUGGAUGGUAUACUCAAUCUGGUCAGUUGGAAGCAAACGGAAGAAAAGCCUUUGGGUGCAAAUGGGCUUCUUAUAAGACAUAUACAAGAGCAGUUUAAGGCAAAGACAGGAAAAUCCGAGUCUGUUUAUCACGUUGUUUCAGAUGUAGGAAUCUUGAGGUUUAUGGUGGAGGUCUGCUGGGGACCAAUGCUGGCUGCAUUUAGUGUCACUCUUGACCAAAGUGAUGAUAGACUUGCUACCACUCAAUGCUUACAUGGCUUUCGAUAUGCUGUGCAUGUAACUGCAGUAAUGGGUAUGCAGACACAGAGAGAUGCUUUUGUCACAUCUGCAGCGAAGUUCACUUUUCUCCACUGUGCUGCAGAUAUGAAACAAAAGAAUGUUGAUGCUGUGAAGGCAAUAAUAUCUAUAGCCAUUGAAGAUGGUAACCAUCUUCAGGAAGCCUGGGAGCAUAUAUUGACAUGCCUGUCCAGAAUAGAACAUUUGCAACUGUUGGGAGAAGGGGCACCAGCUGAUGCAGGCCUUUUACUUGUGCCUAGCACAGAAACAGAUGAAAAGACAGCAAAAUCUGUUGGUCUUCAAUCUCUGAAGAAAAAAGGAAGCAUCCGGAAUCCAGCUGUAAUAGCAGUUCUCCGAGGGGGUUCAUAUGAUAGCACCACUGUUGGAAUCAAUAGUUCUGGACUUGCACCUCCAGAGCAGAUUAAUCAACUCAUUGCAAACUUGAAUCUAUUAGAACAGAUAGGAAAUUCUGAGUUGAACCAUGUUUUUGAACAUAGCCAAAGGUUAAAUAGUGAAGGAAUAGUUGCAUUUGUGAAAGCCCUAUGCAAAGUUUCUAUGUCGGAGUUGCAGUCUCCGACGGAUCCUCGAGUUUUUAGCUUCACAAAACUAGUUGAAAUUGUGCAUUACAAUAUGAACCGCAUCAGAUUAGUUUGGUCUCGCAUGUGGAAUGUUCUCUCCGAUUUCUUUAUUUCAGUUGGAUUGUCCAAGAAUUUGUCUGUAGCAAUUUUUGUGAUGGAUUCAUUGUGGCAGCUUGCUAUGAAAUUCUUAGAACACGAGGAGCUUGCAAAUUACAACUUCCAGAAUGAAUUCUUGAGACCAUUUGUGAUUGUUAUGGAGAAGAGCGAAUCUACAGAAAUACGGGAAUUAAUUGUUCGAUUCAUUUCUCAGAUGGUCCUCAGCCGCGCUAGUAAUGUCAAAUCUGGAUGGAGAAGUGUUUUUAUGGUUUUUACAGCUGCUGCUGCAGAUGAGCAGAAGAACAUUGCCCUGCUGGCUUUCGAGACAAUGGGAAAAAUAGUUCGAGAACACUUUCCUCAUGUGACUGAAACAGAGGCAACCACUUUUACAGAAUGUGUAAGAUGCCUCAUCAAGUUCACAAAUAGCAGGUUUAAUGGGGAUAUUAGCCUCAAUGCUAUUGCAUUUCUCCGGUUCUGUGCCCUCAACAUUGCUGAGGGAGAACUUGGUCGCACUGGCAAGAGCUCGGAUGAUGAUUCAUCUGUUUCAGUUGUAGAUAAGGAUGAUCCAGGUGUACAAAGCUCGACUGAUAUUGAUGAUUAUGUAUCCUGUUGGGUUCCUUUGCUAACAGGUUUAUCAAAACUAACAUCAGACUCGAGACCAGCCAUCCAAAAGAGUUCGUUAAAUGUGCUUUUUAACAUCCUCAAGGAUCAUGGUCAUCUUUUCUCACAAACAUUCUGGAUUAGUGUUUUUAGUUCUAUCGUUCUCCCAAUAUUUAAUGGCACAUGCGAAAAGAGUGACAUGGCAGUAAAAGACAAGCAGGAUUCACCAACUUCAAAAUCCCCGCAUCCUGAUGGAAGUACAUGGGACACUGAAAUUUCUGAAUUGGCCGCACGCUGUUUAGUAGAUCUUUUUAUUUGUCAUCACAGUGUACUGAGGCCUCAAAUAUCAAAUGUGAUAUCGAUUUUGAUAGAGUACUUAAGAAGCUCAAUGAAGAGUUCUGCAAACACUGCAGUUACAGCGAUAUCUCGUUUGACACGAGAGUUAGGGAGCAGAUUUUCUGAAGAUGAAUGGAGAAAAAUGUUUCUAGCUUUUAAAGAAGCAGUCGCAUCAACGAUGUCAGAGUUUAUAACACUUAUAAGAACCAUGGAUGACUUCAAAUUGCCUGCCAAUGCUCAAUCCUAUGCUAAUAUUGAAACAAGCUCCGAUGAUGAAUUGAUCAAUGAUGAUGUUAAGGAUCUUGAGGAUGAUAAUCGGCAAACCAUGGCCUCUGUGAUUUCAGGAAUGAAGAGUCAUAUCGCACUCCAGCUGCUCAUGUCGCAGGUUAUAAAAGAUUCGUGCAAAAAACAUGUACAGUUCUUGUCAGCUGCAAACAUCGACAUCGUUGUCGAGAUAUUUUCUUCCAUUGCAUCACAUGCUCAGCAAUUGAACGCUGAGACUACUCUUCGAAAGAAAAUACGAGUUGCAUGCUCAAUCUUGGAGCUCACUGAUCCUCCUACAGUUCACUUCGAGAACAAGGCUUACAAAAAUUACCUCUACUUCCUCCAAGAUUCUAUAAAAAGCAACACGUCAGUCUCCGCAGAGAUGAACCUAGAAUCACAACUUGUGGCGGUAUGUGAAAAAAUAUUUCAGAUAUAUCUCAACCAUGCAGACUACCACUACAUGCAACAGCGGAAAUCAGAGGCGAAACCUCCGGUCACGCAUAGGAGUGUUCCAUUGGCUUUAGGUAAAAAGGAAGAACUGGCAGCUAGAAGGUGUUUACUGGUAUUAGCACUGAAGGCAUUGAGCGGUUUGGGAAGAGAUUCUUUAAGAAAAUACAUGGCAAAUCUGUAUCACCUGUUGGUAGAUCUUAUCGGGAUUGAGCACAGCUCCGGCGAAGUCGAAAGUGCUCUAACCAACAUAUUCAAGUCAGGUAUAGGUCCAAUAAUAAUGCAAUAAUCUAUUAUCCC
Hibiscus syriacus is the source of this 5435-nucleotide messenger RNA. Its product is annotated as brefeldin A-inhibited guanine nucleotide-exchange protein 1-like. Gene Ontology annotation, cellular component: trans-Golgi network. The transcript has 11 exons. The record is from RefSeq and is a predicted model, not a curated record. The coding region runs from base 229 to 5424 and encodes 1731 amino acids. Gene Ontology annotation, molecular function: guanyl-nucleotide exchange factor activity. NCBI's taxonomy places the organism in Eukaryota, Viridiplantae, Streptophyta, Magnoliopsida, Malvales, Malvaceae. Gene Ontology annotation, biological process: regulation of ARF protein signal transduction.